AAUAAAUAAAUACAUUUUAAAAUAACAACUUUUGCGAGGACUAUAUAAAUAUUUUGUACUCUAACUCAAAGCUGUGAUCUUUGUCUUCUUUCUCUCCAGGGUUUUAGGGUUCCGCGGAAGGAAUUUGAAAAUGCAACUGACUCUUGAAUUUGGUGGGGGGCUGGAGUUACUAUGUAACUCUGUAAAGAUCCAUAAUGUCAGCAUUGAUCCCGAAAAUGGAGUGGGAAAGUUCAUUAUGAAGGAUUUGCUCUCUUGGGUUCGAUCUAACCUGAUCAAGGAACGGCCGGAAAUGUUUAUGAAAGGCGACACCGUAAGACCUGGUGUUCUGGUGCUUGUAAAUGAUUGUGAUUGGGAGCUUAGUGGGCAGCUUGACACAACAUUGGAAGAGAAAGACGUGGUAGUGUUCAUAUCCACCUUGCAUGGAGGCUAGCUUCUUCAGUAAAACCUUUUUCAUUAUGUAUCUACUAAACAGUCUGUAUUUUUUAUAAACUUCCUCCCACCAUAUGAUAUGGACACAUUAUUACCUUAAAAUGUAUACAUGGUAAUCUCGAUCAAAUUUUGCUCUGAGGCUUGUGAAAUCAUUUCUUUGGGUGGAUACUCAUGUUGAUUAACUGAAUAAAGUUGAAGGAAGGGUAUAUUUUAGGACGUGUUAGUUAUAUUCUAAGUUUCUAUUGUUUCAACAGUUCUUUUCAGUCUUUAAAAAAGACAGUCCUGUUGUAGUUCGUGAGGCCACACGUGCCUGCAUUCUUCAACUAUUCUUGAUGGAUA
Cucumis sativus (cucumber) is the source of this 768-nucleotide messenger RNA. Its product is annotated as ubiquitin-related modifier 1 homolog 2. Gene Ontology annotation, cellular component: nucleus; cytoplasm. The record is from RefSeq and is a predicted model, not a curated record. Lineage: Eukaryota; Viridiplantae; Streptophyta; Magnoliopsida; Cucurbitales; Cucurbitaceae. Gene Ontology annotation, molecular function: protein tag activity. The transcript has 4 exons. Gene Ontology annotation, biological process: protein urmylation; tRNA thio-modification. The coding region runs from base 131 to 430 and encodes 99 amino acids.